AUGAGCUGCAGACGGGUGCUGGCUUUAAGCGCUCUACUUAGUUUAGUUUUGGAGACUGGAGAUGGACUGACACUGGAAGAACACAAAACAUACUCCUGCAGGAGCUUCGGCAGUGGGGCGGUGCAGCCGUUCAAUGGGACUCUCUUCCACGUUCGCUCCGACUGCACCUGCACCCUCACCAGCUUCACCCAUAACAGAGUGGACUGUACCAUCACCACCAGGAGGGGGCGCAACGGGCUCCAGGAACAUGUCGAGAUCUUGAUCAACAGAAUCAGGACCGUUUUGCACAAUGGAAGUAUCCAGGUGGAGGAGACGAAAAACGUCCCUUUGCCGUUCGACCACAUGUACCAGCACAUUUUCCCCUUUGGAAUCUACACCAAACUGAGGAGCUCGGUGAUUCCUCUGUCCGUCGUGUGGCACAGUGUCCCCGGAGGAAUCGACACUUUAUGGAUUGAGAUUGAACAAGAGCUGGACACUGACAUGGAAGGACUGUGUGGAACCCACCUCAGAAGCAUCACCAAGGACAACACAAAGGAGUUGAUUUUACAAAGCGUCCGAUCUGAAGAAACAUGCAAAAUAUGGGAUCCAGUUUCUGCUAUUAACAUGGGCUGCAGGCAGUUUUUGUCUUUCACUCUGGAUUGUCUGACGCACAUGACCUCAGAUUAUAUUAAUGUGUGUGAAGAAAACAUGUAUAACUAUGAACAAAACGAGUUCAUCCGCUGCUCCUUCUUCCAAGAGGUGGUCCGACAAUGUAAACAUAUGGGCCAUAUAGGGGACAAGUGGAGACGCAUAACACAGUGUAGGGAGCCUACAUGUCCCGGUGACUUGCUUUAUGUGGAGGAGGGAGCAGCAUUCAUUCCCAGUUGCUUAAAUCCAAAAAUCGACAGCUAUGAACUCACCAGCUCCUGUGUCUGCCCCGCUGGUCUGGUUGUGGAUGAGCAUCAGGAAGGCUCUCGGUGUGUGAGUCCGUCCAGCUGCCACUGUGUGUUUGGACACAUCCUUUAUGAACCUGGAGACACACGCAGCAAUAAAAGAGAGACUUGUGUGUGUGUUGAUGGAGAGUGGAGCUGUACACCUAGUGGACUUCCACCUGUUUGUGUCAUAGAAGGGCUGUUUGUCACUACUUUUGAUGGGAAGAGAUACACAGUGGGCAGUGGAUGUGUUUUCAUGGCCUCACAGGAUUCAGACUGGAAAAUAAUCGUGGAGCAUGCAGACGGAGCAACCUCUACCAGUUCUGUGCAUUUUGAGAUUUUCGAGGAGAGAUACACAUUUGCAGACAACAUGGUAACCUUUGACAACAAGGCGAUCUUUGACCUUCACGAGUCUGAACAUGCGUUGGUUUUCUGGCAGUCUUCGAUGUUCGUUGGAGUCUACACAGCUUUUGGACUUAAACUACAAAUCCAGAUGUCUCCAGAAAUCCAGCUCUACAUCACCCUCCCUUCAAACUACACUGUCUCUGGUCUUUGUGGGAAUAACAACGGAGACACAGGAGACGACUUCAGGACGAGUUAUGGUAUUAUCGAGAACUCACCUCAGGCGUUUGCUCAGUCCUGGAGUGUUGGUCCUUGUAACAAAAUCAACCCACCUCCUCCCUGCAUAAGAACUCAAUAUGAAAUCUUUGCUGGUGAGAAAUGUCCUGUUUUAACUGAUCCACAUGGGAUUUUUGCUGCAUGUCACAGCCAAGUUCCAACUGACUAUUACCUCCAGGCCUGUCUCCUGAGAACAUGCAGCUGCAGCUCUGACCCGCAACAGUGUUUUUGCUCCGCUUUGUCCAGUUAUGUCAAAGAAUGCUCCAGUCUGGGGGUGGAGGUGGGGGACUGGAGGACGGCCACCGACUGCAUGGUGGAGUGUCCAGGUAAUCUUGAGUUUUCCUAUGAUGUUGUGGCGUGUAACAGCACCUGUCGCUGCCUGUCGCUGCCGGACCUGUGCUGUCUGGCGGAGGACGUCCCGGUGGAGGGCUGUGGAUGUCCUGAAGGAACCCACCUGAACAAAGAUCUCACCUGCAGCCCAAAGUCUCAGUGUGAAUGUCACUACAACGGAGGCACCACAGCACCGGGACCUGCUGUCAUCGACGGGAGGCAAUGUUUUUGUGAAGACGGGCAGUUGAAGUGUUCAGAUGACUGUGGAUGCACAAAUGGGAAGGUUUGUGUCCACUGCUCUGAUUUUAAAGUGGACACUCUUCACAAAACCUGUGCCAGUCUCAGCAAACCCACAGUAAGUUCUUCUUCUUGUGAGAGCGGCUGUUACUGUCCGUUUGGUCAGUUUGAGAAUCACCAUGGCGACUGUGUUCCUUUGGACAACUGCACCUGCUCGUACAGCGGAAACGUUUAUAAUGCAAGAGAGACUGUCCAGAGCUCCUGCACAAUGUGUGAGUGCUCUCAUGGCCAGUGGCUCUGCACAGAUGAACCUUGCUCCAGUAAAUGUCAGGUUUUUGGGAAUGGACAUUACCAAACGUUUGACUCCAAAUGGUUUCGCUUUGAUGGACACUGUCAGUACACUUUAGUCCAGGACGAUUGCGGCUCAGGAAAUGGUACAUUCUCUGUCCGAGUGGAAAGUGUUCCCUGUUGUGACGAGGCUCUGACUUGUUCUCGGUCAAUCGUACUGGACGUCAAGGAUGUUUUGAGCCUCUCCCUGAGCGACAUGAAGGUGACAGAGCUUGUCCACAGAGCCCUGGCCCUGCCCACUCCUCUCUACACAGUUCAAACAGUGGGGCUCUACAUCAUCAUAAACGUCCCCAGUAAAGGCAUCACCCUGAUCUGGGACAAACACACCUGGAUCACGAUAGAACUACAGCCGGAAUUGAAGAAACAAGUGUGUGGCCUCUGUGGGAAUUUUGACUCCAAUGAGAUGAACGAUCUUCAAAUAAAAGCCUCAUCAGUGGCGUUGAGUCCGAUUGUGUUUGGGAACAGCUGGAAAAGCCCCUCCCGCGCCUGUUCCGACGUCACCACGGAGAUGUUUCCCUGUGAGCACCACUCGUACUGCGGAAAAUGGGCCCAAAGACGCUGCCGGAUCAUCACAGGAGACACUUUCAAGGACUGUCAUCUCAAAGUGGACCCAGAGCCGUACUACCAGGCCUGUGUCCAAGAGUCAUGUUCUUGUGAGUUUGAAGGGAGGUUCUUGGGUUUCUGUACGGCUGUGGCUGCUUACGCCGAGGCCUGCAGCGACUGGGACGUCUGCGUGGACUGGAGAACUCCGGAUCUGUGCCCGGUCUACUGUGACUUCUACAAUGAGCGGGACCAGUGUGUGUGGCACUAUGAAGCCUGUGGUCAGCUGCUCACCUGUGGCCUCGAUCAAUACUUCACUCAUAAACUGGAAGGUUGUUAUCCCAGAUGCCCUGAAGACGAGCCGUAUUAUGAUGAACACACCGGGAAAUGCACGGAUUUGAAAAACUGCACUUGUUAUUUUAAUGGUACUGUCCUAGAGCCGGGGACGCAGCACUACAACGACCACUACAACUUCACCACCCACUACUCCUACUUCACAUUCUACUACUCCAAGUACUCCAACGACAUCAAGUACUACUACUGCACCAACUUCCACUACUAUGAUACCAACUACUUCAAGUGCAACGAGCACAAUCAUAACUGCAACUACCACAACUUUACCAACCACCACCAUUACUUCAACUACCACGGCACUGCAAGUACUACAACUACUCCAGAUUGGACAACAACUAUUUCAACUAUUCCCCCAACGACAGCAUCACCUUGUAAGUGUGUUGACCUGAAGACCAAGCAGACCUGGCUGUGUGGAGCGAACUGGACAGAGGACUGUAAUCAUGUGACCUGUACAGACGGAUCCCUGCAGCUUACUCCAGUGUCAUGUCCAACACGUCCCCGUCCCACCUGCCCCAGAGGUCAGGGCGUGAGCGUGUCUGACGGAUGCUGCGAAUGGCCGUCAUGUGACUGUGUCUGUGAGCUUUAUGGAGACCCGCACUACAUCUCCUUUGAUGGCGUUACAUUUGACUUCCUUGAUGAGUGCACGUACAUCCUGGUGGAGGAGCAGACGCCUCAGUACAACUUAACCAUCACUGUGGACAACUUCUUCUGCAUCGAGGGCCUGCACGGCUCCUGUGUGAAAGGCAUAAUAGUCAAAUACAAAGGAAACUCCGCUACACUCGCCAUCGAAUCAAGUGAAAUCCAGGCGUCACUGAACAACGUGUCGAUCGAUGCCCCGUUUGAAGAGUUUGGGAUGAGGUUUGAGUCGACGGGAUACGUCAUGACCCUCGUCCUGCCCGAGAUCCGCUCCUUCAUCAGCCUCAGCCCCGGUUUCUCUCUGGUCAUCAGUCUGGCCAUGGAGAAGUUUGACAACAACACACAGGGACAGUGUGGCGUGUGCGGGGGUCCGUCCUGCGUUAGACUCGGGGGGCACGCUGAAGACGACAGCUGCUGCGAGAAAACGGCUCACGAUUGGAUUUAUGACGACCCCCAAAAACCAAAUUGUGUUUCCGGUCCAAAAGAUGUACCAUGUCACGCGACUCCUCCCCCACCACCCAACUGUUCACAUCCACUCUGUGACCUGCUCAGACAGCCGCUCUUUGCACAGUGCGGUGAUCUGAGCCAAAUCUUUGCUAACUGCCGGUUUGACGCUUGCGGCUCAGAUCCUCCGUGUUCUUCUCUGGAGAAAGCUGCAGAUGCCUGUAAAAAAAAAGGCGUGUGCGUGGAGUGGAGAGGAUUCACUAACGGAAGCUGUGCCUUAAACUGCUCAGACGGUUUGGUUUACAAAGAGUGUAGUCCUAAAAUGGAUGACUACUGCUUUGGAAGCAAGAGACAGAAAGGGAGCACUGUGACGGACACUAUUGCCGGAUGUUUUUGUCCAGGCAACAGAACUAGAGCAAGUAUCGACUCCAACGUCUGUCUAGACCACUGUGACUUUUGCCCAGGACCAGUGGGAGAACCUAAACAACGUGGUGAAGUGUGGCGUUCCAACUGUCACAUGUGCUCGUGUGAACCAGACUAUAGUGUCAGAAGCUGCAAGGUGAGAAAGAAAACCACUUAG
Messenger RNA from Periophthalmus magnuspinnatus, 4998 nucleotides. It is a transcript of the gene muc5e, whose product is annotated as mucin-2. The coding region runs from base 1 to 4998 and encodes 1665 amino acids. Lineage: Eukaryota; Metazoa; Chordata; Actinopteri; Gobiiformes; Gobiidae. Gene Ontology annotation, cellular component: extracellular matrix. The transcript is spliced from 39 exons. Gene Ontology annotation, molecular function: protein binding. The record is from RefSeq and is a predicted model, not a curated record.